CUAAACCGGCCCAGAACAACCAAGAAAAGAACUCAUAACUUCAUAACCGAACCAAAAACAAAAAGAAAAAAGAAAUCACUUCUUUCUUCUCCUAUCUCUCCCCCCCACUCCCCGCCUCAUUUUCCCUCUCUUUCUCUCCCUUUCCCCCUCGCCAAAGCCAAACAGACCCUUCCUCGUUUCAUGCGUCUACCCCCCUGACUUUGACUCCCUCCGCCACCGCCGUCGCCGGUCAUAGACCUUUACCUUUACCUUUCCCUUCCCCUUCUCGCUCUCUAAUGCAUACCUCCACCCCCACCACCGUCACUCCGCCGCCGCCGCAGACGCUGCUCGAUUUGAUCAAUGGCGUGCUCUCCCUCCUCCUCGUCUCCUCCCUCUCCGUCCGUUCAUUCAUCGGCCGGUGGCAGGUUGUCCGGUCCAAGCUGAUUUCCCUCCAGUCAUCCCUCGCCUCCCUCUCCGAUUCCCCUCACUGGUCCCAAAAUCCUCUCCUCCAUACUCUCUUACCGAAUCUCCUCUCCACGCUCCAGCGACUCCACGCGCUCUCCGCCCAAUGCAACGACCUCUCCGCCUCCGCCUUCCCCGGCGGCAAGCUGCUCUUCCAGAGCGACCUCGACAUCGCUUCCUCCACGCUCUCCAGCCUCCUCCACGACCUCGAUUUGCUGCUCAGAUCCGGCGUCCUCAACCAGUCCAACGCCAUCGUUCUGUCCCAGCCGGGCCCGGGGUCGGAGAAGGAGGAGCUCGUGUUCUUCAUCAGAGAUCUCUUCACCAGGCUGCAAAUCGGCGGGGUAGAGUUCAAGAAGAAGGCGCUCGAAUCUCUGCUCGAGAUUCUCAGCGACGACGAGAAAUCCGCGGCUCUGGUGGCGAACGAGGGCAACAUUGGAUACCUGAUUAGCCUACUGGAUCUCCACCACCAGCCGACGAUUCGAGACUGCGCCGUUUUGGCCGUGUCGAUCCUGGCGUCGUCGGCGAGCGACGAGUCGAGGAAGAUUGUGUUCGAGGAAGGUGGAUUGGGGCCUCUGUUGAGAGUUGUCGAAUCCGGUUCGAUGAUGUUGAAGGAGAAGGCAGCGGUUGCGGUGGAAGCCAUCACCGCCGAUGCGGACAACGGCUGGGCUGUUGCCGCCUACGGCGGCGUUGCGGUGCUGAUUGAGGCGUGCCGGUCGGGAUCUCUGGCUACGCAGGCACAUUCCGUCGGCGCCAUUCGGAACGUCGCCGGCGUUGACGACAUCAAGAUGGCUCUGGUGGAGGAAGGCGCCGUUCCUGUUCUGGUCAAUUUGUUGGUCUCCGGAACAGCGUCGGCGCAGGAGAAGGCGGCGCACUGUUUAUCGAUUCUGGCCGGUUCCGGCGAGUAUUUCCGGUCGCUAAUCAUCCAGGAAAGGGGAUUGCAGAGAUUGAUGCACUUGAUUCAAGAUUUGUCGAGCUCGGAAACGGUGGAGCACGUUCUGCGCGCUAUUACUUCUCUGGCGGCAUCGGAAUCGAUCUCCCGGAUCUUAUCAUCGUCGACAGCGUUCGUCGUCCGGCUCGGCGAACUAAUCCAGCACGGAAACCUAAAGCUGCAACAACUGUCGGCUUCUCUCGUAUCUCACAUAUGCCCCAGCGACGGGAACAAGCGAGCAAUCGGGAGCUGUAUGAGUUCGUUAGUGAAGCUAAUGGAGUCGCCGAAGCCGGCGGGGCUCCAGGAAUCGGCCUCGGAUGCAUUGGUCUCUCUAUUAUCAGUCAAAACGAAUCGGAAGGAGCUGGUGAGGGACGAGAAGAGCGUGAUGAGAUUGGUACAAAUGUUGGAUCCGAAGUGCGAGGCGGUGGCGAAGAAGUUUCCGGUGAUGGUGGUGACGGCGUUGUUGAGCGGAGGCAGCGGCGGGUGCCGGAAGAGGCUCGUCGCUGCCGGAGCGUACCCGCAGUUGCAACGGCUGACGGAGAUGGAAGUCGCCGGAGCCAAGAAGGCGUUGCAGAGACUCGCCGGUAAUAGACUCAAGAGUAUCUUCUCCAGGACGUGGAGGGAAUAAAGGCCUGAAAAGACACUAACACCCCUAGCUCCCCUCCCCCGCCAUCUGUGAAGGUACAUUUUUUACCCUCUCUCCUUGGGUGACGUUUUCCUGCCAAUGAGAUGGUGCCAAGUGUCCGGUAUCUCCAGCGUACAUGUAUAUUUUCCCGUGGACCCUAAACUCAGUCUAGAUUUGGUUGCAUAUGCCCCCCUCUUUUGUAGGACGGAAGUUAGCUUCCCUUUUCCUAUUACCAUAAGUGGGCCCCAGAACAGCUUCCUAGGUGGAGUCACGGGAGAGAGCACAGUAAAUGAACUGCUUGCUUUUGUAAAUUGUAAUGGUGGACUGUAUAAUUGGAAGUCCUUUUUAACUAACUGGCUCAAGAUUUUUCAAAAGAUAAGGGCGUAAAUUGUCAAGAUAAGGCGGUGUUUAGGUUUUUAUUAUUCAUUGACGGACCGGAUAGUUGACAAAUACAGGUUGUAAUUAAAGGGCCGGAAAUUUAGGUAGCAAGUCCAUUUAAUUAAUUAGGAUCUGGAUUCUCACUGACUGGUCGACAUGUGAGCUCCGCUGAUUAUGCUAGUAAUUGAGAUUUGAGUGAGUCUUCAUGGCAUUAUGCUCACAUGUCGUUGUACAUCGCGAAUUUUAAUGGUCACUGCGGUUGGUGCCUGGGCCUAAUCAGCAUGGUUUGCCGGACUGGUUUCUGAACUGGAUUUUGGUUGGUGUGUUUGUUGAUGUACAGGGUUGGCAGUCGGGGUUAACUGUUGAAAAGGGAAUGAGAUGAAGAAUGAAUUCUUCCAAAUUCUGUUUUUGGAGGGCAAAAAGCUAAAGCAAAAGCAAAGCAACCGGGACAGUUGGGCAGUGCACAAACUUCGUAUACCCCAACCCUUCCUUCCUUCCUUUCUUUUUGGCUUCACCUUUUGUAUGAAUUAGCAAAUUAUAAUAGAGUAUUAAUUUUAUUAUUAAUAAAUUAAUAUAGAGUACCAUAAUGCCACCACACCACCGCCCACCACCACCACAGCCCAUGAUUCAGGGAGAAAUCAGAGGGAUGUGCUAAUUGACAGUGGAGGGGGUUUAUUUAAAUGGGGGAGGAAAAGAAGGAAACACUAAAAAAGCAUGGAUGCAGUUUUUUAGGGAGUAUCCUUGUUUUUGUUUUUGGUUGCUCUGUAACUGGUAAUCCUCACUCAGGGAAGCUGUUAUAAGAGAAAAGGAGAAGAGAUGUGUAUUAAUGUGUUUGUCAGGUAAUGUAUGUAUGUACAAUCCAGCCAGCCAAGGAAGAAAGAAAAAAGAAGCCUUUGUUCUGUUUUGUUAUAUAGCCAGCAUGAGCAUACUGUACUCUGGGCAGAAAGGUUUAUAUUUGGAUUUUCUGCAGUUGGAUGCUAAUGAGCAGCUCUAUAUUGUUAGAUAGUCAUUUAUUGAGGGUUUAUUUGUUAUUUGGACGUUUUAUGUUAUGUCGGCUAUUUCGAGAAUUAUUGGGGUUAAAUCGGUUAGGUUAAGUCUUUGGGUAGUUAUAAGGAAUUAGUCGGUUUAUAUAUCUUCUGAGUUAGGCUUAGGAAGGUUAAGCAAUAACAACAGAAUUAUUCU
Linum trigynum is the source of this 3554-nucleotide messenger RNA. The record is from the annotation of a GenBank genome assembly. NCBI's taxonomy places the organism in Eukaryota, Viridiplantae, Streptophyta, Magnoliopsida, Malpighiales, Linaceae.